Microbotryum saponariae is the source of this 1498-nucleotide messenger RNA. The record is from the annotation of a GenBank genome assembly. Lineage: Eukaryota; Fungi; Basidiomycota; Microbotryomycetes; Microbotryales; Microbotryaceae.
AUGUCUUCCGGAUCGACCCCGUCUAGCAGUACAAGUCGAGGCACUCCGCGCCGACCCCCCAAGCUACCCUCGUCAGCCUUCGCACCCGCUCCCGUCGUGGCACGUCGAGCGUACCCUCAACGAAUCCUCGACACCCACGUCCAUCUCUGGACCACGGAGCAACUCGACCAAGGGAACAUCACCUGGCCACCUACAUGUUCGAACGCGUUGAAUGAUGGUGCGCAUUCGUUGGAAGGCGAGUAUGCCCCGGCGGUGCUGAAAGGGGUCAAGAUGGUUGGGCGACACGUCGAGGCCGUCGGAUGCGUAUAUGUCCAGGCCGAGUACAAACAUGACGAUGCUGAGAAGGAUGGAUCGGGUGGUGGGUGGGAAAGCAGUCUCGCCGAGGUCAAACAGUUGAGUUGCAAGCGAGGUCUCUUGUGUGGGGUCCGAGCGUGCGUCGCUGACCCGGGGUGGCACAUAUGACAGUGUCUGUGAAUCGUCAGCCAAGAGUGAUGUCAAGGUGCUCGCUCUGUGCCCAUGGGUGAGUAUUGGAAAUCGAAAUUUCUUCUGCUGUGAUCUGAGCCUACCUGAUCCGAAAACCUUGACUAUAGGCACCCGUACAUCUUGGCGCAUCGGUCCUCGAGUCAUACCUUCCCAAAAUCACUUCGGCAGCAUCAUCAAGUUCGAUCCCCAUCGCCUCGUUCCGCUACCUUCUCCAAGAUUCCCCUAACGGCACUUACCUGUCCCCGGACUUCAUAUCGGGUCUUCACCACCUCGGUUCGAAAGGGUACGCCUUUGACCAUACGGUCGAUUCAAGACGAGGCGAAUGGAUGUUGCAAGAUUCGGUCGAGAUGAUCUCGACGCUGAGGUCCCAAGGUGGGACGACCAAGAUCAUCCUGGACCAUUGUGGCAAACCCGAUUUGGCGAGCUGGCCCCGGUCGUCGAAUUCGUCUGGACCUGAUAAUGUGGCGUCCAAGACCUCGCAUGGUGACUGGUUGGAGUCGAUCUACCAGUUGGCUCUAUUCCCCGAUGUCUAUGUCAAGGUCUCAGGUCUGUUGGACCUCUGUCCGGCGGAGACUGUCGAUCUCGCCGCGCGCGAAUUCGAACAGAAGCAACGUGAUGCAUCUUCGAGGCAAAGUGUAAAGGGAGGGCAGGACGCGAUGGACGAGCUCAAGGCGAGGAUCAAGAAAGUCGUAGAACCCAUCUUGGAAGCUUUCGGCAUCGAAAGGGUCAUGAUUGGGUCCGGUGAGUCAUGUGUCAUCGAGGACGGAGGAUCACCCUUUGGGAAACUGACUCGAUAGUCCUGGAUCCAGACUGGCCCAUGUUUCGAGCGUGUACGAUCCCGACUCGGGAGAAAGAUGCUCAAGAAGGCAGGGACGUUGUUCAGGAAGCGUCGGUAUGGGCUCUGGGGGUGAAGUUGUGCCUCGACGUCUUGCUCGAAUUGGGGUUGGAUGGGCCGGCAUUGGAUCGGAUUUUCGAGGGGACCGCAAGGGAGGCGUAUGGGAUCAGCAGUGCAUGA